Lontra canadensis (Northern American river otter) is the source of this 1556-nucleotide messenger RNA. It is a transcript of the gene FEZ2, whose product is annotated as fasciculation and elongation protein zeta 2. Lineage: Eukaryota; Metazoa; Chordata; Mammalia; Carnivora; Mustelidae. The transcript is spliced from 9 exons. The record is from RefSeq and is a predicted model, not a curated record. Bases 40 to 1170 code for a protein of 376 amino acids. Gene Ontology annotation, cellular component: axon; cytoplasm.
GACAGGGCGGGGCGGGGCGCGCCACUGCGCCGGGCGGCGAUGGCGGCGGACGGGGACUGGCAGGAUUUCUAUGAGUUCCAGGAACCGGCCCGGAGCCUCCAGGACCAGGAGAACUGUAACGCGAGCCCCGAGGCCGGCGCAGGGCCGGGCGGGGGAGGCGACGGCUUCCCGGCGCUGGCCUGCAGCUUGGAGGAGAAGCUGAGUCUGUGUUUCCGCCCCUCGGGUCCGGGCGCCGAGCCCCCGAGGGCGGCCGUGCGGCCCAUCACCGAGUGCAGCCUCCUGCAGGGGGACGAGAUUUGGAAUGCCCUGACAGAUAAUUAUGGAAACGUAAUGCCGGUAGACUGGAAGUCCUCUCAUACCAGGACCCUGCAUUUGCUUACACUGAACCUCUCAGAAAAAGGGAUAAGUGACAGUUUGCUCUUUGAUGCAUCGGACGACGAGGAGCUGAGAGAACAGCUGGAUAUGCAUUCGAUCAUCGUCUCCUGCGUUAAUGAAGAGCCGCUCUUCACCGCAGAGCAGGUUAUUGAAGAAAUUGAAGAAAUGAUGCAGGAGUCUCCAGACGCAGAAGAUGAUGAAACGCCCACCCAGUCAGAUCGGCUGUCCCUGCUGUCCCAGGAGAUCCAGGCUCUUCAGAGAUCGAGCACAAGCAGUCACGAAGAGAGAGUAAAGAGGCUCUCAGUAUCUGAGUUAAAUGAACUACUGGAAGAAAUUGAGACAGCCAUCAAGGAAUUCUCCGAAGAGCUGGUGCAGCAGUUGGCCCUGCGAGACGAACUGGAGUUUGAAAAGGAAGUGAAGAACAGCUUUAUUUCCGUUCUCAUUGAAGUGCAAAACAAACAGAAAGAGCACAAAGAAACAGCUAAGAAGAAAAAGAAACUCAAGAAUGGCGGCUCCCAGAAUGGGAAGAAUGAGAGAAGUCAUAUGCCCGGCACACGCUUCAGCGUGGAAGGGAUCUCCACUGUCAUUCAGAAUGGCCUCCGCCACACCUUUGGAAAUUCAGGUGGAGAGAAACAGUACUUGACAACAGUCAUUCCUUAUGAGAAAAAAAAUGGACCACCGUCUGUUGAAGAUCUUCAGAUAUUAACAAAAAUUCUUCGUGCCAUGAAAGAGGACAGUGAAAAGGUUCCGAGCUUGUUAACUGAUUAUAUACUGAAAGUUCUCUGCCCUACAUAGGGCAGCUUUGCGACAGGAGCGGCUUUCUUUCGUGGACUACAAGCGAGGUCUCGUGUAGCGUUCUGAAAGCUGGCUACCAUUCCCUUCCUGCCACUGGAAAUCAGCACACUCGAACUUGGGUUUGUGAUUCAGUAUUACUAGAUCAUGCUUUCACUAAUUCUUUAUAUUAUGACCCAUGAGCAGUACGGCACUGUUCUCAAUUCUAGAGGUGUUUUUGUGUUAAAUACUAACAGAGCUCUUCUCUCCUCCAAUUUGUAGAGGAAGGGGGAGUCCUUUUGUGCAUGCGCAGUUGUAUUUUUCCUGAACUGACAGUACGCCCAGUUGAGUGUUUGACUUUCUAGAUCUGAGCUGCACUAAAGAACUAGAUUAAAGCACUGAGUGAUUUA